AUUAACCAUUGGAUUAAUUAAUUCAUUGACGGACAUUCAUGGACGGCCUCUCGAGAAGCGGAGAACAAGUUUCUAUUCGCUCGAGAUCGAAUCUUUCCGCCUAAUCCUUCUGAUUAAUUCUGAUCGAUUAAUCUACCGAUUGCCGCAGAAAGCGAGUUGAUCAGCGCGUUGACGAAACAAAUAUACAAGGUUGAGUCUCAAAUGCAAAAGGCGCAAUCCGAUUUGAAGAGGAGCGAAGAGCAGAUAAAAUUGAAGGAUCAAGAAAUUUACAAGAUGAAACGAAAGAUCAAGGACUGGGAGAUCAAGAACAAGAACCAGGAGAGUUUGCGAAAGAAGGAGCAGCAACAGCAACGAGUUCAAGCCGACCAGUCGGAAUAUCUCUACAGAAGAUGUCUGAUGCUCGAGCAGAGAAUCUUCGAGAUGGAGAAAUUCUUGGCCGAUUAUGGUCUGAUCUGGGUUGGCAACUCGACGAACUCCCCGAAGUAUCCUGAAACGAUCUUCAAGUAAAUCGAGUAUACGUUACUAUUUCAAUCCAUCGACACCCGAUCGAAUUAAUGAUCAGUUAGCCGUGCCUUUUAGCAACACCAUCGAGACAUAUUACGACCAGAUUAUCGCAAACAUCGACCAGCUGAACCUGGCCGCUGGCAAGGGUGAAGUUCACGUGCAACAUAACGAGAGAGGGAACGGAGCCUCGUUCAAAGUAAAUAUUCU
This is a messenger RNA of Apis florea (little honeybee), 711 nucleotides long. RefSeq lists its product as uncharacterized. Lineage: Eukaryota; Metazoa; Arthropoda; Insecta; Hymenoptera; Apidae. Gene Ontology annotation, biological process: proteasome-mediated ubiquitin-dependent protein catabolic process. Gene Ontology annotation, molecular function: ubiquitin binding. The record is from RefSeq and is a predicted model, not a curated record.